CUUCUUCAUUCGCAAUCUGCCAAACCGAAGCAUCCGAUCGCAAGCAAAACCCUCGCAAUCUUCCACUGCUCCUCCGAUUCGGUUGACCUUACCGAAUUACGCAGAUCUCUCCUCGAAAUCUCGAUUUUUUUUUAACCCUUUCUGGAACCCUAAAGGGGGAUGUAGGUUGCAGCUGUGUUUGGUUCUUUCCUGCCCCCUUUGUUGUCGGUGUGGGAAUUGAACGAUCGUGGGGAAGGAUUUUAUGGCGUCUGGGCCGCUAGUCGGCGCCGGAGGUGACGGUUCCCGCGGUAAUCACAGAUGGACGGAGAGCGGCAAGGUCUACGCGCGCAAGUCCUUCAACAAGAUCCCUAGAUCCUCGCCCAAUUCCCAGCCACCUGCGCAGGCCUCGGCCGCUGAAGAAGAAGAUGAGGAACUUGGCUCCGUCCGCCGUCAAAAAUCGCAUCUUCCUCCCGCUGCCGACGAUGCCUCGUUCAGGUCGAAGCGACUCUCGGCCGAGGCCAAUGGCCAUGGCCGCAUCGCCACCGUCAGCCUUGCUCCCAGUUCGCGUCAGGAGGUGCGGGACCUGCGCAGGAAGCUGGCCUCCGAGCUCGAGCAGAUCCGCACCCUCUCCCGCCGUCUGGAGGCCCAUGAGCCCCUGGUCGCCUCCGCUGCUGGAUACGCACAUUCACAGCUCUCGGCUACUGAUCCAAACACGCCUGUCUCCACAAAGAGAGCAUCGGAGGCCGCCACGCCUACGACUGCCCCUGCUGGACAAUUCCGCCCUUUCGUCAGCGUCUCUGUUGAUUUCACGAACGAUAACCUAGGGGAGGGAGCGGAGAAGGAGAAGCGGACUCCGAAGGUCAACCAGUACUAUAAGAAUUCUGAUUUCCUUCUAGGGAAGGAUAAAUUAUCACAGCCUGAUCCUCAUAGCCAGAAGAAAUCCAAGACGAAUACUGGAAAGAAGCAAUCUUUGGGGUUAUCAGAAUUCGACAGUUCCCCCAUGGAUGAGAAGAAGAUCUAUGCACAAGCCUUCAAGAGUUGUGGCUUACUUCUCUCCAAGCUGAUGAAGCACAAGUUUGGCUGGGUGUUCAACAAGCCAGUUGAUGCCAAGGCGCUUGGUCUCCAUGAUUAUUAUACCAUUAUCAAGCAUCCGAUGGACUUUGGCACAGUUAAGUCUCGGCUUGCUAAGAACUGGUACAGCUCCCCACGAGAUUUUGCUGAGGAUGUUAGGCUGACCUUUCGCAAUGCCAUGACUUACAAUCCAAAGGGACAGGAUGUCCACGUCAUGGCUGAUCAACUUCUGCAACUGUUUGAGGAGCUGUGGCCUGCCAUUGAGGGUGAGUUCUCCUAUCUUGCCUAUCCACCAGCCUCAAACUCAAAGAAGCCUCGGCCUGGUGACAUGAGAAUGUUGGAGAGGUCAGAUUCCACCGUGCAUCCUGUUGCAGUUGAACAAAAAAUAAAGCCAGUGAGCCACCCAAUGCACAUAGGUCGAGCACCAGCUCUAAAGAAACCUAAGGCCAAGGAUCUGAAUAAGAGGGACAUGACCUUUGAGGAGAAGCAGAGACUAAGUAAUAACUUGCAAAAUCUGCCUCCAGAGAAGUUGGAGAACAUCGUGCAGAUUAUUAAGAAGAGAAAUUUUUCUCUUAGCCAACAUGAUGAUGAGAUUGAAGUUGAUAUAGAUAGUGUUGAUGUGGAGACACUUUGGGAGCUGGAUAGAUUUAUGACAAAUUACAAGAAGAGUCUGAGCAAGAACAAGAGGAAGGCUGAGCUUGCAAUUCUCGCCAAGUCUGAGACUGAAGUUGAUGCACGUGAAACAUCACAUGAAAAGACUCACAAUCCAAUUGUUACUGAGUUGCUUGAGAAUAGCAAGAAAGUGGUGGAUGAGAAAUAUGUAGCUUCUUCUUCACCUGUUGGAGGACAAAAGAAGGGAGAUAAUGGAAGUCGAUCUAGUUCAAGCAGCUCUAGUAGUGGUUCUGGAUCUUCAUCUACUGAUUCAGAUAGUGAAAGUUCCUCUGCAUAUGGUUCAGAUGCUGCGCAUUCACCUAGAACAUGAACUUACUUGGGAAAGAAUCCAGUUGCACAUUAAAUCAGAUGGCCGCUGGACUAAUGAUCUGGGAUAAUGCUAUAAAACACACUGGUGGUGGUAACUGGGAACAUGGACUCUGACUGAAAACAGUAUGUUAUGUGAUGCAUGAAGAUAUGAUAUUAUCUAGUUGUAGUGUUUAAGUAGUCAUGGUUUGACAUCACUGAAAGUGGUAGAAAGCCUUCUGGUCUCGUUUCCAGUUCCUCAUUCAUGCAAAUAGCCAUUGUAGGGUGUAAUUUAUUCAAAAUAAUUAUUUAGUUAGGUGUUUGUCCUGCACCUCCGAAUGAUGUAUAUUUAGUUCCUCAGCAGCCCAGCCAUCCAGCCUGACUUGUAUAACUCACCAUGUGUAAAAAAAUCUGACACCACCAAUUCUGUACCAUUGUUGUGUACGUCUCAUUGCAUCAUUUGUUUGCUUGAUCCUGUGAUUUCCGGAUUAUAGAUGCUAAUUGGAUUUGUGUUGGUCAAA
Molecule: messenger RNA, 2528 nt
Organism: Zingiber officinale
Lineage: Eukaryota; Viridiplantae; Streptophyta; Magnoliopsida; Zingiberales; Zingiberaceae
Product: transcription factor GTE4-like
Exons: 5
Coding region: 242-2032 (596 amino acids)
Molecular function (GO): protein binding
Source: RefSeq, a predicted model, not a curated record